UUAACGAUGAUCGACAAUUAUUCAAAUAUGACGGAGCUCAUUUCAAUGAAUACACUGUUCUCAUGCAUUUUCACGCAUUUUAUCAUCGGUGCAACACUAAUUGCGUUCUGCACGAAACAAAAGGCAAAGUCAACAAUCAAAGAAGAACCGUCUCAAGCCGAAAAUCGUCCACAAGGAGGAAAUGAGACUUUUCAUUUCACACCUCCACACAUUAAAACUGCCGUCCCAACACGUUCACUUCUUCGUCAAAAACAUCAGCAGUGUCCCGUUCAUUACGAGUUUAGUGAAGACGCGACGACGACGACGACAUUUGUCGAUUCUGCACACUCAUCCGACAUUCAAUUCGACUCAACACAAUCGGCUUCAGACUCUAGCAUCUCGUUUUUGAAGCGUUGCACGUGUUUUUGUGCUCAGAAACGUGUUAGAUUUCAGUGCCCACCGACGACGACGACGACUACGACGACUACUAGUUUUGGAUUUAUUUGAACGAACGAUUUCUUCUUUUUUUGUAGUUUUUGAAUAAAUUAAUUUGGAUUUUAAA
Molecule: messenger RNA, 541 nt
Organism: Caenorhabditis elegans
Lineage: Eukaryota; Metazoa; Nematoda; Chromadorea; Rhabditida; Rhabditidae
Gene: Y37E3.19
Exons: 3
Coding region: 7-486 (159 amino acids)
Source: RefSeq, marked reviewed